Messenger RNA from Paramecium pentaurelia, 633 nucleotides. The record is from the annotation of a GenBank genome assembly. NCBI's taxonomy places the organism in Eukaryota, Ciliophora, Oligohymenophorea, Peniculida, Parameciidae.
AUGUUCUAAAAUAUAAAACAUUUAAGAAAAGUAUUAUUGUCAUCAGCAAUUCAAAAUGGUACAUCAAUAUAGGAUUUUGUAAGUAUUGUUCCAGCAACAUUAAUUAAAAUAGGAUUAAGAUAAAAUUCACUUGAAUUGUUUAAUAGUCUAAGAGAUCGAUUAAAUUUUUGUAAAUAUGAAAUGAUUACUGAUUAAAGAUAUCUUAUGAUUUAUGUUUAGACAUCUCAUAUUAAUCAAUUUAUAGAUAUACAAUCAUAUGAUCAUGUUAUAGAUAAUCAAUUUAAUGAGAAUUUAAUAAAUAGUCAUAUGAUAUGGUUAUCAUAUCAUUUAUAAUAAUAGAAUAGAAGGAUUACAUAUGGCCUUUAAGAAACUUAGAAUCAGUUUGGUACAAAAAUGUUUUAUAUCUCAACAUAAAAUAAAUAUGUGCAAAUACUUAUAUUUUAUCAAAAAUUCAAUCUAUAUAUUUCUGAAAGAACUCUAUAUGAAAUGCUCAAAAUAAUCCAUAAACAUUAAUAAAAUUAUCUUAUAGAAGUUGAUAUCCUUUAUAUUUUUAAUAAAUCAUUGAUAAAUAAUCCAACAUGUUGUAAAAUGAUCUAUUAUUCUUAGAAAUACAAAGCAAUAUUUCUUCAUUGA